AUGGCCCAAACGAGCCUCUGUCUCGCCCUUGCCUUGGCCCUUUGGGCCACCACCUCCGCCCAGGACCCCGUUACACCCUCGGGCUUCAGUCUCACCUAUCGCGGUGACGUCGACCACAACACGGGCGACGCCCUUCGUUUCACGACCGCUCUGGACGACACGGCCAUCAUUCUAGAAACCACCAACCUAGGCCUGUCGGCAUGCGGUGAUGCCUGUCGCUCGUACAGCACCUGCCGUGGAAUUUUCUUUUGGUCGACCCCAUCGGGCUUUUUGCGCUGCAACCUUCUUGCUGACCUUGGUGAGGCGGGCGGUCGUGACACAGACUCAGUCUCGUACAGCUAUUCACGGGACGUGUUUUUGAGCUCCAGUACCACCACAACCGAGCCGCUGGUCACGGAAGCGCCGGCUUUGAACUUUGAACUCAGGUUCAAGGGUCAGCUGGACGGUAACACCGAUCCACGUCGCUUCGAAACGGCCCUUCGCCCCAAUCGUGCGCUCGCCAUUCUCUACGAUACUGGCAUUUCCACUUGCUCCCAGGCCUGUCUUGCCAACGAUGCAUGCCAAGGCAUCUUUUACCAACAAGACACGGGGCCGCAAGCCACGGGCUCGUCCUGCACGCUGCUGGAUGAUCUCGGUGUCGAUGAAGGCGUUGCCACAGGCCUCCAGUCACUCAGCUAUGCUCGCGUUUUCCCCACCACGACCACCACCACAACAACGACGACGACUACAACCACCACUACCACUACCACUACCACAACAUCUGGCUUUCCUGAAGCAGCACAGUUCAACCUGGUAGCCCGCUUUGGGAUGAUGCCCUCCCCAGACGACUUUAACCUCACGUUUGUGGGCGCCGUAUCGGGCAACCCGAAUGCCCUGCGCUUUUCAACCGCAUUUCAAGCCCCGGCUAUCAUCACUCAGACCAGCGAAGCAAACGCCAACGCUUGCGCCGAUCGUUGCUUGAACCACGGUGAUUGCCGCGGCGUUUUCAUUGUUCGACGCGCCGGUAGCGUUGACUGCACCCUCUUGCGCGACCUGGGCCAAAAUGGUGGCGUCGCCACGGCGUCAACGUCCAUCUCCCUCAGUGUUCGUAACCCCCCAACGACCCCCAUGUCCGAGAUCCUUCAAUACUUUGUGCAGCUUCCAUCGACAAGCAACUACCAACUGCGCUUUAUUGCACCGACUACGACAGCGGGCCCGACAGACUUACCUGAGCAGGCUGAUAUCGAGCGAGCGGAACCGAUUUGCCUCUCGGGCAAUAACUCGUGGGUGCGCUUUGCCUUGGAGAAGGGUUUAACCAGCAACGAUUUGGCUAUGGACUUUAGGACGGCGCGGUCUUCGGGCAUUCUGGCCAUCAUGCCCAGUCAAGUGGAUAGUAGCGACUACUUGGCUGUCUUUCUUGUGGGCGGCCGUGUGCGUUUUGCCUUUGAUACCGGAGAUGGCGCUGUUGUGCUGACGACGAAUGCAACAUAUAACGACGACCGAUGGCACAAUCUGAGCGUGACUCGAGUGACGCUCGAGUCAACGGUCUUGACCACGCUGGAUGUGGAUGGCGAGAUGGUGUCCGUCAUGACGACAAUCGGAUCGUCAGGUGGCCAGCUCGAUGUGAGUGAGACCAUCUACUUUGGUGGCUUUGAUACGGCCCAGGCAUUGCCCUCGGGCCUCUCGGUAUUGGGAGCGCAAUCUGUCUUUGAGGGCUGCUUGGAUUCCCUUCAGAUUGAUGGCACCACUGUCACUCUGACCUCACCCAGUCGCACGGGGGCUUCGGGCUUGGCGCGAUGUGAUUCGGUGACUUACAACACGCGUGGCUCGUAUGUUCUACACACGGGCAUUGCCGUCGUUAACAUGCCGAGUGGCAGCAACUUGGAGCAAGACGGGCACCGCGUUCGCUUUCGCACAACAGACGGCGACGGCAGUCUGUUGUACUUGCCGGGCGUGGAUGGCUCGGGUGAAUUUAUCGGUCUGUCCCUCGUUGAUGGGCGUAUCCAGUUGGAGCAAAAUCUGGGCGGUGGCGUUGUGACCGGUCAGACCCCAGCCCCGCGUCGCUUUGAUGACGGCGAGUGGUAUGAGGUUGAGUUGUUGCGCACGGGCCCGCAAAGCUUGGCCGUGAUGAAUGUGUCUGCUUCUGAUGGCUCGAGCUAUCUGGCGUUUGUAACCUCGUCCGUUCCCAACAACAACAACGACUCGGAUGAUGCCAGGUUUGCGAGCAAUGGUGAGGUCUACAUUGGAGGUGUCAGUGUGACUGCGGAUGAAACAGCAUACACACGACUGCAUGACGGAUAUCUGGGCUGUAUCAAGGCCGUGACGAUUAAUGGCGUCGCAUUGCGCCCGACGGCUUCAACCGCCACCUUAACAAUUGGUCUGGACAUUUGCACGCCAUGCAACAACCUGUAA
Molecule: messenger RNA, 2391 nt
Organism: Monosiga brevicollis MX1
Lineage: Eukaryota; Choanoflagellata; Craspedida; Salpingoecidae
Exons: 6
Coding region: 1-2391 (796 amino acids)
Source: RefSeq, a predicted model, not a curated record